Molecule: messenger RNA, 8772 nt
Organism: Dimorphilus gyrociliatus
Lineage: Eukaryota; Metazoa; Annelida; Polychaeta; Dinophilidae
Source: the annotation of a GenBank genome assembly
CUUUUUGGAGGCUUACUAACUUGGAAACACUCAUUAUUCAAAGAACAAAACUUGCAAGAAUUCCAGAUUUACAGUAUAGUACUAGCCUUAAAAUAGUGUAAGCAUUUUCUACAAUUAAGAAUAAUUGUAGUAACUCUUUUUAAGAUAUUUCUCUACAAUUCUAUUCAUUUGAUAUCCCCUUUUAAGAAAUUUAGCAUUUAAUGAAUUAUCAAUGGAUACUGGUAACGCAAUUUCUUUUGAUUGGCCAUCAUCCGUUACUCAUGUAGCUUUAAUGAAAAAUAAGUUACAUUGGUUGCCGCCAAACUUCUUUAACACACCUGCAAACAACAUACGAAUUGUAGCUUUGGGCGAUAAUGAAUUCUUACAAUUUCCUAAAGUAUUUGGAUCAAAUAUGAAACAAUUAUUAUACGCGGGUGUCAACGGAAAUAAAAUAAGAUCUAUAUCUAAAGACAACCUUGCUACUUUAAAGGAUAUUCCAACAUUUCAACAUCUGAAUAUAAGCAAUAAUGAAUUGGAAUUUAUUGAACAAGGAGCCGUAGCUCAGUUGAAAACUUUGAAAAUACUGUAAUAUUCCUAAUACGUUCUACUAUCUAAUUUAUAAUAUAUUCAUGCUAUUUUAAUUCAACUACUACUACUACUACUACUACUCCUUUACCUUUUCUCCCCUCUCCUCUUCCUCCUCUAUAAAAGGGAACUACAUCAAAACAAAUUUGUAAACUUUCUCGAAGAUAUGAUUUCGGAUUUGCCAGAACUUUUACAUUUAGAUUUUAAUAAUAAUUUAAUAGUUGAAUUAACUUCGAAAGCCCUACAAAAUCUACCAAAAUUGAUUACUCUUAGAGCUCAUUCUCAGCAAGGUGUUGAAAAUGGAAUUACUGGAUUACAAAGAAUUUUUUAUGACUCUUGGGUAAAUAUUGGAGCAUCGAUGAGAAAUUUGUGGAUUAGUGAUAAUGCUUUGGAGACUUUUCCUCAUCAAGUUCUAGGGGAAGGCAGCUAUCCUGUAAUGAAUAUGAUACGUGCAGAUACGAAUAGGAUUACAUCGGUUACCGCAUUUGGCAACGAAGCAUUUCCAUUAAAUGUACGACCCUAUUAUAAUCUAAGACUGUUAUCUCAUAAGCCAUUCAACACAGUUUCAACGACAAGAGUUCUAUAUUUAAGCAACAACUUAAUUCCAAGUUUUGACGAAGAAACAUUUUGCAAUAUGCCAAAUUUAAGAGAAUUAUACCUUAACAAUAAUCAAUUGAGAGAAACUACAAUACCAGAAACUUUGUGGUCUUGCAAUGGAGAUCUGGAAACAUUAGAAAUGAAUAAUAAUUUAAUUGAAUUAGUUCCGGUAGCUGUUCAAAACGCAACCAAUUUGCCGUCUAUUAACACUUUGAGAAUGGCAAGCAAUUACUUAAGAUUCUUGAGGAAAGACGCUUUUGCACUAUUACCAACUUUAAGAACUCUAGAUUUAGAAUCGAAUCUUAUUUUAACGAUUGAAAAUGAUACUUUUCCAUCUGGAUUGACAAGCUUAGGAUUAUCUAAUAAUCGAUUCCGAUUUCAACACAAGUACCCCUUUACAAAUUUGAGAGACUUACAAGCGUUAGAUUUGAGUUCAAAUCAAAUUACAGUAAUACCUGAUGAAGCUUUUCAUAAUAUGACUAGCUUAGUCACGCUGUCAUUAGACUCAAAUAAAAUUGCACGUCUUUUAAAAGUUCAUAUAAAAGAUUUACCUCUUACCGAUUCACUUCUUCUACAAAACAACGAUUUGGCCUAUAUUGAAAAUGAUACUCUAUCACAUCUUACAACAAUGGGAGGUUUAUUAUCAUUUGCCAACAAUAAACUUACGCAAAUACCAAUUCCUGACUUUCAUGAUUUAUCUAUCGGCGAUAGUCUUCAGCUUCAAAAUAAUAGAUUAACCAAGAUACCAACUGAUGCAUUUAAAUCUCUAACUACUGGUAGAAACAUCGAUCUGAGCAGUAAUAGAAUAUCUCGAAUAGAAACGAAUGCAUUUCAAACAGUUACAGCUCAAACUUUAACAAUAACCAAUAAUCCAUUGAGAUAUUUGGAAAUUUCUUCAUUCAACGGAUUAACAAUAGGAAACUUAAACCUAAAUUCUAUGUUGAUUGAGAAAAUUAUUAAUCAUACAUUUAUCGAUGUUAGAGCAACCAACACAUUUGAUUUAAGUGCAAAUAAGAUAAAUGAAGUUGAAAGUAACGCAUUCGUUAAUUUCGUUUCUGAUACUAAUUUUGAUAUGAGCUCUAAUUUACUUAAAACUCUACCGCAAUACAUGUUUACUGGAACGUCUUCGGCAAGAGGAAUCUUUAAUUUAGAAAAUCAAAUAUUAGACGUUUUACAACCAACGACAUUCGAUGGUAUCGAUUUAAGAGCUGAACUGAACUUGAAUUCAAAUAAAUUCCUUAUCUUUCCUCAACCGGCUUUGAAGAAUGAACGUCUUAGUGGAUUACUUAUCGAGAAUAAUCUAAUGACUGAACUUCCGGUUGGAUCGUUCUCCGCCAACCAUAAUGGAAUUCAAACUUUAUCCUUAUCCAAUAACAAAAUAUCUGUCCUAGCCGACGGGGCUUUAGACGCUCUUACAGGACUACAAACUUUUUCAAUGGCAAAUAACGGUUUGCUCCGGGUUGGAAAGUCAGCAUUCGACAGUCUUUCAAAUUUACAGACAAUUAACCUACAAACGAAUAAAUUAGAAACAUGGCAUAAAUUUAAACAAAUGAACAAUCUGGCUAAUAUUGACUUGUCUGCAAAUAAAAUAAAGUCUAUUGCUGCCUUGGCGUUUCAUGACUUACCUAAUUUGAAUUCAUUAAAAUUAACUGGAAAUCCUUUAGGGUGUGAUUGUGCUCUAUAUCAUUCUUUGCACAACGUAUCAUCAACAAUAGUUGGUGGAUUAUGUGCAGAAAAUGCUUACGCUGCGGGUGCUGUAUUUUCCAACGAUCCUACUGAUACAAAUCACUAUACAUUAUUCAAUCCAGAAGUAUUUCAAUGCUCCGUUUAUGGAAUCAGUACUUCGGAACCUCAAACUGGUCAUCUUAGGGUUUGGUGGUUGCCACCACCAAAUAUAACAUUACCGACCACCGACAAUUAUACCUAUAUAAUUACUUGUAUUGAUCAAGAUGCUACAGUAACAUUAACCCAAUCUGUUGACCUACCUCCUGAGAACACAACUGGAGAAUUCACAUUUACUUCUGGCGUUGUCAGAGCCAAAACCUAUGGAUGUUCAAUUAAAUUGGAUAAAUCAGGAAACAUAAGCGCUUCCAGUGAAAUUGAUUAUAUAACAAUAUCUGCUGACCUAAGUGGCGUUACCGGUGCAGGACCUGACGAUUAUAUUGUACCCAUCAGUUACUAUGAUUUUUCUUUGGCUCAUCCGGAUUUUGCGGGAACAAGUCCUAAAGAGUUUAGUAAACCAACUCUGGUUCCCAGCCCAUAUGGAGCAUGGCCUAGAAUAAGCGAUACUCCCACAGCCGAUAUAUUCUCCAUCUAUUUUAGGGAAACCUCCGAUGAUACAAAUCGUAAACUUAAUGGAAAUCUUACAUUAAAAUAUCAGAAUACAACUGGAAAACAUUUAUUCUCAACCGAUCUCUACUUUCCAGUUGACGCAACUGGAUUUGAUAAUCAAGGACAGGUCGACUGUGCUGGAGCAUCCCAUAAUUUUGGUUUUACAUCAGCCAUUAGAUCAGGCUUUACUUUCUUGGGAAAUGGUACCUUAACUUUUGGAGGUGGAGAUGAACUAUGGGUGUAUAUAAAUAAUGUAAGAGUAUUAGAAGUAAUUACUGAUUCACUUGGAGCAGAUAUUCCCUGUAAAUUCAUCGAUAUAACAGCCGCGGCUGGAAAUGGUAAAAUUAUACCGCAGACUGGAAAAAUUUCAGGAUCUGAAUGCCAAAGCUUAACACCGACCCCAUCGGAAGAAUUUCAAUUAAAGCUUGAGAUUGGUGAAACUUAUCAUAUCGACAUAUUUCACAUAGAAAGGAGGCCGUGUAAAUCUCAUUUAUUAAUAGAAACUGAAAGUAUUCGUUGGGCAGUUAGACCAGGAGACCCAUUACCAGUUGACUACAUAGUUGAAAUAAGUGAAGAUUCGCAUGUUGGUGCUAUUGGCUUCGAUUUUUCCCUAAUUGAUCCAUUUUCAAUUGGUCCUACUUACACGCUUGUUUUAACAAAUGGAAACGAAGCUAGACACUUUUCAUUUCAAUCCGAUACCCCUGCAGCUCGAACUGCUGGUAUACCUCCUCCUCCAAGUGCCUACUCGUAUACAAAUCUACCUGGUUUGGGUAUACCUUUUAUUGAAUGCCCAGUUGGGCCAACAACUAUAGCAGAUCCUAAUGUAGCUGGAACACAAACUUUUGUGAUACUAACAAACAACUGUUUGUUAACUGUCGCUACAGCAUUAGAUUACGAAGUUUCUACCGGAUAUAGAUUAAUUACAACUGUUUCCGAUCCUGGCCAACCAAAUUUUCCAGGAUUACUGGUUUUCACAAUCAAGAUAGUGGAUGUUAAUGACAACUGUCCAGUUCUUGAAGACGAUACAUUUUCAUUUGAACCUAGGCCAAGCUUGAGUCCGAAUCCACUUCUAAGGCUUAAUGCUACUGAUAGGGACAAUUCGAAUAAUAGCUUAAUCACAUACCUAACUUCAUAUCCAACUUUAAGCCCACCCCUCUCAAGAUAUAAUGAUUCCCUCGAUCUUUAUAAAUUUGUGUUUCCUGAAAAGACAACUGUAAUGGUUUCUAUAGCAGCAUUGGACAAUGGAAAUCCAAGGAGAGGAGCCAUCGCUACGGUUAACGUAACAGUUGUUAAUAAGUGUUUGAUUAGUAUCCUCCGAAGGAAUUUAGAAUACAAAUUCGUUGUGAAUGCAACUAGCGGAGAAGUUUACUUUAGAAUACCGAAAUAUUACAUAAGAGACUUUUCAUGCAAUAAAGUUGCUGGUAUGGAAACCGGUUACGUUCUAGAAGAACAAAUUUCAGCAUCAAGCCACGAUCCAUUAGGAUAUCCAGGAAGAGGGAGAAUCAAUACGACAUACGAUGCAACUGGCUUCUUAUACGGAGGUUGGGUUCCUCUUGUUUCCGAUCUUAAUCAAUGGUUUCAAAUCGAUAUGAAACAGAGAUACGUAUUUAAUAAACUACUUUUUCAAGGUCAGCAAGAUGAUGAUGCUUGGGUUCAAACCUACGAAAUCUCUUACAGAGAUAGCAGUACUGCAUUCCAAACGUAUUUUGACAAGGCUUCUACCAGCGUCUUUACAGCCAACACAGAUAGAAAUAGCAUAGUUGAACAUACAUUAAAUCCAAGAUUUACGGCCCAAUUUAUUAGAAUUAUACCAAAAACUUGGACUAAGCACAUCGCCCUUCGAAUGGAAAUAAUUGGAUGUCUAGAAUCAGAUCAAGAACAAUACGAUCUUUGGUGUGAUAGAUGCGACGCUGGCUAUUAUUGUCUUGGCGACGGGAACAAAAUACUCUGCGGUCAAGGAGGAAGACCUCUUGCUGAACAUUCUUUCGGAGGAUCUGAUCAGUGUUCUGACUGUCCGAAAGGAUGGAUAUGCAAAGAAGGUCUAGCAAAGCCUUGUCCAAAAUAUCAUUUCAUAAAUUGCACUGGUUCAACUUGGUGCCCAGAUAGUUGUGCUAAGUGUCCUUCCGGUUAUGCUUGUAGGGGUGGUGUUAAAUAUCCGUGCAACGUUGGAACGAUAUCUGAUGGAACCCUUGAGUAUUGCGACAUGUGCAAACCGGGAACAUUUCAAAAUGAAACUCUACAAACUACUUGUAUAGAUUGCCCAAUAGGUUACACUUCGUCAAAACAAAAGGAUAGAUGUAGCCCUUGCCCACUAUCGACAUACUCUGUUAAAGGUGAAAUAUGUAAAUCUUGCCCACCUGGCGAUUGUAAAUGUGAUGAAUCUAUAAAGCCUUGCGCAGAAGGAGUUACCUGUAUUAACCUUGAGUUGAUUAGUUCUGGAAUAACUCCAAAUUUUAGAUGUUUGGAAUGUCCUAAAGGGUACACUGGAGAUGGCGUAACUUGUACAGAUAUCGACGAGUGUACUCUUUAUAAACCUUGCUUUAAUGAGACAUGCAUCAAUACUAUUCCUGGUUAUCAAUGUAAAAAUUGCCCUUGGGGAUACUCGGGUAGUUUUGAAGAUAGUCACGCUCAAGCCUUCAAGCAUAGAGUCUACGAAUCAUGUAAUACAAAGUUCGCAGAUAUCCAACAACAACAAUGCGGCGAUGUAAAUGAAUGUUUAACAAACAACGGUGGAUGUGAUCCAAAUGCAAAGUGUAUUAAUACAAUAGGAAGUUUCGAAUGUGGAUUUUGUAAUCCUGGCUUCCUUGGACACGGGAAAUACGGAUGCUAUUCAGACGACUAUUGCGGAAGUGGAAAAAACGAUUGUGACGUAAACGCUAUCUGUAUUUACACUGGUCCAGCCCAGUAUCGAUGCGAGUGCAAGGAUGGAUAUGCUGGAACUGGACAGAUGUGCGCUGUUGAUACUGAUUUAGACGGUAGACCAAAUAAAAGAUUACCUUGCGAUUUCGAUUUCUGUUUUUAUGAUAAUUGCCCGACUAUUCCAAAUAGUGGACAAGAGGAUGCAGAUGGGGACUUUAUUGGAAAUUUUUGCGAUUACGAUGAUGAUAAUGACGUCACUCCGGAUGAAACUGAUAAUUGCCAAUUUAAAGUUAACUUUGAUAAAGCUGACAGUGAUGGUGAUGGUGUUGGUGAUGCUUGCGAUAAUUGUCCAAAUGAUGCUAAUCCCGAUCAAUUAGAUUCAGAUUCCGAUGGUAUUGGUGAUGCCUGUGAUACUGAUGACGAUAACGAUGGAGUUCUCGACGGUGCUGACAAUUGCGCUACAGUCGCAAAUCCUGGCCAAGAGAACGCAGAUGGAGAUAAUUUUGGCGACGCUUGCGAUAAUUGCGUAAACGUUGCAAAUAAUAAUCAGGCCGACAGCGAUCAAAAUGGUUAUGGUGACGCGUGUGACACUAUCGGAAGUCCCAACCAAGAUCCGGAUGGUGAUGGAGUUCUAAUAGGUGAUAAUUGUGGGGAAAUACCAAAUCCCAGCCAAUCAGACAUAGAUAACGACGGUCUAGGGGAUGUUUGUGAUAGUGAUGUGGACGGAGAUGGUUUAUCAAACGAAAUUGAUAAUUGUCCAUUUGUUAGUAAUGCUGAUCAAUCAGAUAUAAAUGGAAACACUAUCGGAGAUGCUUGCGAAACAGAUACUGAUGGAGACGGUAUAGCAGAUAACAAAGAUUUAUGUCCCGAAAAUCCUAAAAUUAAUGUUCUUAGCAUGCAAACCUAUACCAGUGUUAAUUUAGAUCCAACAAUUACUGACACUCCCGUUUGGAAAUUGACCCAUUCAGGAAGAGAAAUAAGGCAAACAGCAACCAGCACAGCUCCAUUUAUGCUAGUUGGAUCCCAGAAAUACUACGAUGUUGUUUAUUCGGGUACCUUUUUCUCUCGAGAUCAGGAUUCAAUAGGGUAUAUGGCGGCGGUGUUUGGAUGGCAAAGUAAUAGAAAAUUCUAUGCAUUACUUUGGCUAAGAGACCACAAAAAUUAUGGAGGAACAGCCUACCAAGGUGGUUUAAGAGGUAUUCAAGUAAAGAAAAUAGACUCUUCCACGGGUCCAGGAACAGUACUUGGUAAUGCAAUUUGGCAUAGCGCAGACACCGCAAACGAAGCAACAUUACUAUGGCACGAUCCGAAAAUGAUUGGGUGGGAACCGUUCAAGUCGUAUAGAUUUUACAUAACUCACAGACCGUCUGUCGGUACAAUAGCAGUAAAAGCAUAUAAUAGCGAAGGAACAGAGAUAGUUAACUCUGGCGAAUUAUUCGAUACCCAAUAUCAAGGUGGAAGAUUAGGAGUUAUAUUAUUCGAUCAAAAGUCAGCGAUCAUAUCUAAUUUGAACACGAAAUGCCUAGACAGAUCGAAUAAGGCAAUGAAAUUUGACGGAGUUGACGACUACAUAAUCCUAGAAAACGUUUACGAAUUCGAUAUUGAGUUGAGUUUUACAUUCGAAGUCUGGAUAAAACCAUCAGGCGUAUCGGGCAAUCAACCAAUAUUAAGCUCAAGAGACGAGAUGCUACUAUUACAAUUGAGUGACGAUAAACUAAACAUUACUUUUGGAUCGUAUAACGCACUUGGUAGCACAUCAUUGACAGCUAAUGUUUGGAAUCAUAUUGUUUUACGAUACGAUGGUCAAAAUCAUGUUUUGGCAAUGUAUCUCAAUGGAAUAGCCGGCGGUACUGAAGCUGAAAUUACCGAUUUAAAACCAUUGAGCUGGGUUUACAGUAAUUCUUCUGACCUUUUUAUUGCAACCGACUUUGAAAAUCAAUAUGCUGGUUUAAUGGAUCUAAUUCGAUUCUAUAGCAUUUUUGUACCAGAUACAGAAAUUGAUGAUCACUUACAGUUGGUCAAACCAGUUUUACAAUUACAUAAACAAUAUUUACAAGUUAAUAUUGACUUUGACGAUGAUUCUACGGGUAUUGUUAAAAGUAUUGGAGUAAAAAACAACCAAUUCGUAACCAAUGGAGAUCCAAAAUACGUUCUGAGCCAAAGUGGAAAUGCAAAAUUCGUUUUAACUUAUCCGAAUAAUAAACGUUAAUCCGUUGUUGUAAACAAGGAAAAGAAGUUAACACAAUACAGAGUCUUCCAAAAUAAUUUAUACAGUAUUUUUUCUUCCUCUUCUUCUCCUUUUUCCUCUUCUUCUUCUUCUUUUCUUGAGAUAUAUUACGAAUAAAGAGGGAAAACUCUCUAUAUAUAUUAUAUUAUAUCUUGCGUUGUAUAAACAUAAUUUCAAUAAACUGAUAACAACAA